Molecule: messenger RNA, 3448 nt
Organism: Seminavis robusta
Lineage: Eukaryota; Bacillariophyta; Bacillariophyceae; Naviculales; Naviculaceae
Source: the annotation of a GenBank genome assembly
CCACAGCUUUCUUCGGCGGAUCUUCGCCACUCAUUCCUCUUUCUCUCAUUAUUUUUUCGACCUACAACAAAUCAACCAUGCUGCGCUGCCGUCCUUCCGCUUUUGGUCGUCCAAGAUCUUCUCUGGUAAUAGCUACUAGUAAUAAGAGAUGUCUUGUUAGUAGCAAUAAUACUGGAAGAAGAGGACCAUCUGCUGGCAAUCAGCAGCAGCAACAGCAGGCACUGCGUCGUCCCGAAUAUCUUCAAAAACUGCGAGUAUCCAAUCCCAUUAGCCAAGAAGCUUUGGGUGGCAAAUUUCCCCAACAAACCAAAAAUCUCAAGAAUCGACCAAACAGCAACAACAGCAAUCUCGUCAAUCUCAUUCGACAAACCAAUGCUACAAGUACUACAAGUACUACUCCAUCCGCCACGCAGUCCAACUUGCCAUCCAACUCUACCAAUAAUACCAAUAAUAAUAAUGAUAAUAAUACCAGGACCACGUCGGACUUGGUGGAUUUCUUCAAGAAACGGCUGGGUGAACACAACACUCAACAAAAAAAACAUGCUGCCAAUAAUAAUAACAAGUCGACGAAACAUCACAACGCGCCACCGCCAAAACAACUUCAAUCGUGGCGUCAUGGACUGCGAGCCGCCAAACAACAAGUCCAGCAAGCUCACAAUAAUAAGGAUCCAACGUCGGUUCUAGCCGUACUGAAUAAUCCACCAUCUACAAGUAAUAGCUAUAGCAAUAGCAAUACUGGAUCCGUGUCUCUGAUUGGACAGUACGUGGCAGAACUACAAAAACGAAAGAGUCAACAACAAACUACCCAAGAGACGGAACAGUCGACCACUACUCCUGAAUCUUCCACUGCGAUCAGCGAAAAAGUUCCAUCGUGGAGAAAAACCGUACGAGACUUUUCCAACAAUCCACCAAUAAUCUACAACCCACAACAGCAACCACAACAACAAACGAGUCCUGCUCCACCACCACCAACGACCAUGAGAAGAAGACCACCAGUGACGUUCGAAGAACCACCCCAAGAAAAAUUCAAGCCACCCCCGCCCAAACAAGUUCAAGUGGAUUUGCCGCCCCAUGACAUUUCCAUUCGAGAAUUAUCGAGAUUGUCCAGUGUCAAGGCUACAAAAAUCAUGCACGUACUGCAAGAUCUAGGAGAAUUGGCCCGCAAUCGCAGUCGACAUUCGGCGGAUGCCGACUUGGAAAUUGACCCGGAAGUGGCCGAAAUGGUCUUGUUGGAACUCAAUGUCCCAUUCACCAAACAGCAAUCCAAUGCGAAUACCAUUGACAAGGAUCAUGAACAACUCAUGGAACGACGAAGACGUAAUGAAUCCAUUGUUGCAACCACAACUACAACAAGUACACCUAGUAGUGAUGUGGACGAAGAACAGGAAGAACAACAACCAACAGUAGCUUAUGAUUCCUUGCCACCACGAGCACCGGUCGUGUGCAUCAUGGGACACGUCGAUCAUGGAAAGACCACACUCAUGGAUGCCCUACGAAGACGUGCGCAAGGAAACAGCAAUACCAAAAAGCAAUCCAAAAAGAAAAAGACCAAAAAGGCCAAAAACAGCAAUAGCGCCAACGCCAAGAACACGGACGUGGCAGGAACCGAAGCGGGAGGCAUUACGCAAGUGGUGAGUGCCUUUCAAGUACCACUCGACAACAAUGACAACAACAACAGUAUGAUUACCUUUUUGGAUACCCCCGGGCAUGCCGCCUUUAGUGCCAUGCGCAAUUCGGGAUCUCAUGCCGCCGAUAUUUUAUUACUGGUCGUCGCCGCCGACGAUGGAGUCCAACCACAAACGAUUGAAAUUAUCAACACAUACAAAUCCAUUGCCAAGGAAUCUGGCGGGGAAGGCAUUACCAUGGUCGUUGCCAUGAACAAAAUUGACAAACCCGGCAUUGACGUCGCCGAAAGUCAACGACGCAUUGAAAAUCAACUCUUGGAACACGACAUUUAUCCCGAGGGCGCCAGUGGCAGUGGCAGUGGCGCCGUCGCAAAUUCCGUACAGUUCUUUCCCAUUUCGGCCAAGACAUGUCUCGGGCUGGAGGAUCUCGUUGAAGGACUGGCACUCCAAAGUGAAGUCAUGGAUCUCAGGGCCGACAUCACCGCAAGUGCGGAAGGAAUUGUCAUGGACUCGCGUGCCGAACAAGGACUCGGGAUUGUCGUCGAUGCCAUUGUACGAUGGGGGUGUAUUCGACCGGGCGAUGUCGUUGUGAGCGAUACGUCGGUGGGAAAAGUGCGACUGUUAAAAGAUGUCAACAAUGGUGCGUUGAAGAAGGGCUUGCCUUCUCAACCCGUGCGGAUCGUGGGAUUUAAAUCAACUCCCAAAGCAGGAGAUCCUCUGGUGUGUGUUGCGUCGGAACAAGAAGGCAAUGAACUGGUGGAAAAGAGACUUGCCAUGCAGAGUCAAGACGCUGACGCCGACGCCAUGGCCAGCUUUUCGCAAGUGCAGGUGUCGGGCUGCGAAUCCAUGACGAGCACUGGAACGGAACGACGGCUCGAGAGAUACGAGUUGUCGCUCGACCAGGAGGAUGCUCCGAUUCGGAUUCCCGUAGUCUUGAAAGCCAGCGCGGAUGGAAGCGUUUCGGCGGUUCGGGAAGCCAUGUUGGAUCUCGCCAAGCUAUCGUCCUUUGACAUUAACGUGGAUACCAUCUCGGAAGGUGUUGGUCCAUUGUCGACGAGUGAGAUUGAAAUGGCAAGGGAAAGCAAUGCUUCGAUAUUCUGCUUUGAUGUCAAGAAUCAAGACAAGAACGUUCUGGCAAUGGCCGAAGCCGAGGGUGUCAAAAUUCACGAGUUUGACGUCAUUUAUUCCUUGCUCGAUGAAGCCAAAGAAGUGUUUACCAACUACCUCCCCGCUCUGCCCGUUGAAACGGUGCAUGGAAAGGCCAAGGUCGAAGCUGUCUUUGAAAUCAACGGAGGCAAAGACUCGGUUGCUGGACUGAAGGUCCUGGAAGGAUUUUUGUUCAAAACUAUUGUCGACUCGGACAAGGGUGCGCCGGUUCAAUACCGAGUUCUUCGAGAUGGAACGAAUGUUACAACCGAUGUCAAUGGGUCGAAGGCAUCCAGUCUGAAAAAGUUCAAGGACGAUGUAGACAAGGUCAGACAGGGAGAGGAAUGUGGCUUGAGCCUGUUGGGCCCUGUGGAGUACCAAGAAGGAGAUUUCAUUGAAUGCUACUCAAUUGAGAUGAAGAAAUCGUUCACUGGGGCCGUGCGAUGAUGAUGUCGAUGCUUCGUUGCAUCUCUAAGGUGUGCACGUUUGUUCCUUCGCUGCAUCGCUGCGUGAAAGCUGGAAAGUCUACGGGUUGCAAUAUGUUCGGCUGCGUUCCUUCACGGUAUAGAGCAAGUAGCUAGAGUAAAGUAUCAUAGCUAGAAUGAUAGAAAUGAGGCUGGAUGGCAUAUAGGAUCACCCGCAACCAGCCAGCAACGGGUCGUUCCAUCUAGUUUGAG